Molecule: messenger RNA, 240 nt
Organism: Penicillium coprophilum
Lineage: Eukaryota; Fungi; Ascomycota; Eurotiomycetes; Eurotiales; Aspergillaceae
Product: 60S ribosomal protein eL38
Exons: 3
Coding region: 1-240 (79 amino acids)
Biological process (GO): translation; protein-RNA complex assembly
Cellular component (GO): ribosome; cytosolic large ribosomal subunit
Molecular function (GO): structural constituent of ribosome
Source: RefSeq, a predicted model, not a curated record
AUGCCUGCCGAAGUCUCCGAUAUCAAGCAGUUCAUUGAGAUCUGCCGCCGGAAGGAUGCCUCCUCCGCCCGCAUCAAGAAGAACGGCAAGACCCAGCAGACCAAGUUCAAGGUCCGCUGCCACCGCAACCUUUACACUCUUGUCCUGAAGGACUCCGACAAGGCCGACAAGCUCAAGCAGAGCCUGCCCCCUGCCCUCAAGGUCGUCGAUGUCUCCAAGGGCACCAAGAAGACCAACUAA